AUGCAGUCGACUUGCCAGCAACAGCAGGCCCAGCCAGGCCAAAACGGAACGUCCGCGAGCAGAACCUCGUUUCUAAUCGAAGACAUCCUGAGCCGUGGAACAGCUCCGCCGCAUUCUCAUCAUCAGCUUCAUCAUCAGCAUCUGACAUCCAGCCACGGGGUGCAACAUCAACAGUAUCAACAGUUCGCGAAUUUAUUGCCCGGUUACCCGUCCGCACCGCCCACGGCAACAUUCUUCCUAGGUCCACUUUUCGGUAACACCGCGAUGGGGGUUGGAGUGGUGCCGGGAGUUACUGAACUCGCGGCCUUGAAGCACUGCCGUCGACGGAAGGCACGAACAGUGUUCAGCGAUCAACAAUUAGCGGGUUUGGAAGCCAGAUUCGAGGUGCAGAGGUACCUGAGCACGCCGGAGAGGGUCGAGCUUGCGGCGGCGCUUCACCUCUCGGAGACCCAAGUGAAAACGUGGUUCCAAAACCGGCGGAUGAAGCACAAGAAACAAUUGAGGAAAUUGAACACCAGCGCGGGAAGCAACGGCAAUCAGAAUUCUAAUCAGCAAUGCACCGGUCAAUCCGUAUCUGUCACCUCGCCUGCCGGUAAGCCAGUUAUACUCUUUCUCUUUAACUAA
Molecule: messenger RNA, 624 nt
Organism: Heterotrigona itama
Lineage: Eukaryota; Metazoa; Arthropoda; Insecta; Hymenoptera; Apidae
Source: the annotation of a GenBank genome assembly